AGAUAAUGGACGGGUUCGAGGGGAUCGUGUACCAGGCGAUGGAGGAGGCUCAGAAACAGAAGGAACUCGCAAAAGCUGAGAUCGAGAAGAUUCUGAAGGAGAAAGAGCAGCUGACUGCAGACCUGAGCUCCAUGGAAAAGUCUUUCUCUGACCUGUUCAAGCGGUUCGAGAAACAGAAGGAGGUGAUCGAGGGGUACCGCACGAACGAAGAGUCGCUGAAGAGAUGUGUGGAGGAUUACAUAGCAAGAAUUGAAAAGGAGGCCCAGCGGUACCAGGCCCUGAAGGCCCACGCGGAGGAGAAACUCCAGCGCGCCAACGAGGAGAUCGCCCAGGUGCGCAGCAAGGCCCAGGCGGAGGCCUCGGCCUUCCAGGCCAGCCUGAGGAAGGAGCAGACGCGCGUCCAGUCACUGGAGAAGACGGUCGAGCAGAAGACUAAGGAAAACGAGGAACUGACCCGAAUCUGUGAUGACCUCAUUUCCAAGAUGGAGAAGAUCUGACCAGGAGGCCCCUUCCCAGCACCCCUGCCCCGUCUGUCUGUCUGUCUGUCUGUCUGUGGAAGGUGUCGUGUUCCUUCUUUUUUCUUAACUUCAGCUCGUUUUUAAAUUAGGUUGCUUUAACAAGAAGACUAAUAAAGUUUUCCUUCAGUUCAA
Messenger RNA from Herpailurus yagouaroundi (jaguarundi), 650 nucleotides. Its product is annotated as transforming acidic coiled-coil-containing protein 3-like. The record is from RefSeq and is a predicted model, not a curated record. Gene Ontology annotation, biological process: cerebral cortex development; mitotic spindle organization; nuclear migration. Lineage: Eukaryota; Metazoa; Chordata; Mammalia; Carnivora; Felidae. Gene Ontology annotation, cellular component: cytoplasm. The transcript is spliced from 5 exons. Bases 6 to 497 code for a protein of 163 amino acids.